This is a messenger RNA of Phaedon cochleariae (mustard beetle), 1464 nucleotides long. NCBI's taxonomy places the organism in Eukaryota, Metazoa, Arthropoda, Insecta, Coleoptera, Chrysomelidae. The record is from the annotation of a GenBank genome assembly.
UUCGGUUUCACUACUCCGCUACUGAUAGGAGGAUAGGAAUAACUACUAUUAUACAAUAUGUGAUGAAUAAGAAGGUUGAAUCAAUAAUAAUUAUUCGAUGUCGAAUGCCGAAACAUGUGUGUUGAACAAGUUCAGUAGUCAGUGUGAGUGUAUGACUGUGACCGAGUAGAUAUAAAUUCAAGGUAGAGUUGCACCAUUACAAAACAAAUCUCGUUCUCCAAGGGUCAACCAAAAAAUGUCAGUACCGGAAAUAAAAAAUUUGGAACAACUGUUGCUCCAGCACUUGGACAAGGGGAAAUCGAUAGUGGCUACCAAUAUCUCCAGACUCACAAGUUAUGGAGAAAACUAUGGAAGCGAAAUGCUCAAGGUGGAUUUGACCUUGAAAGACGAAACUGGCCACACCGAAGAACUGAGCGUCGUUGCCAAACUAAUCCCGGAAUCCGAGUUUUUCAGGGUACUGUUCAACGUACAAGUGAGCUUCAAGGUUGAGACGGCAUUUUACGAUACGAUUGUACCAGCUUUGCAGGAGUUCCAAAGGCAACACGGCGUUACUAAAGUUAUCGACAACUUCGCUAAGUUUUACGGAGCUAGGACGAGCUUGGAAGGUGAAGUCGUGAAUGAGGAUGCUGCGCUCAUUUUGGAAAACUUGAAAGUUCAAGGUUACGCCAACGUGGAUCGCCAUACAGGUUUCGACCUUAGAACAACCCUUCACCUACUCUCGGUCAUCGCCAAAUUCCACGCUGUGCCUCUGGCCCUAAAGCUUCAAGACAUCGAAACCUUCAACCGAAAGGUGAAGCCUUUCUUCGCCUGCAGCAACCCUCGAUCUCCGAAACCGCCUGUAGACCACAUAUUACCCAUGUUGCUAAAAGCACUGGAAGCAAAAGAGUCCUGCAUUCGUUUGCUACCCAAGCUUAGCAAGUCUUUAAAACAUUUCGGGGGUGUAGUCACUGAAGAUUUUAGAGAACCCUUCGCUACCAUUUCGCACAAAGACAUGUGGGUGAACAAUUUGAUGGUCAAAUUCGAGGCUGGUGAACCUGUGGACAGCAAAAUCGUGGACUUCCAAAUGUACAGCUACGAUUCGCCAGUUGUCGACCUCCUAUUCUUCCUGAUGACUAGUGUGGAGACUGAGGUACUCAAAGCGAACCUAGAUUGUUUUUUGGAGCACUACCACCGAGUGUUUAUAGACACUUUGAAGUCCCUUGGUUGCGAUGUGGAACCUUUCUCCUACAAAAACUUCAUGGAGGAAAUCGCUGUGGGAGUUGAAAGAGAAUUGGCGCAUGCUUGUUUCAUGUUGUGCUUUGUGGUUCGUGUGAAAAAUCCGAUGGUUCCACCUGAUGGCGCUUUUGAUGGACCACCGCCAGCCAUGGAGGAGGUUCAUUUUAGUGACGAUACUUUGGAUAGAGUUUGUUGGAUUUUGGAGGAGUGCGACAGAAGGGGGUGGAUGAAUUUCUAAUAGAAGGAUUU